AUGGUGAAUAGGGCUUCGUCUCCAUCGUCUUCUCCAGUGAAGAUAACAAUCUCUUCUGGAAGUAAGGCUGGCAAUGGAAUCAUAUCGAUGGGGUUAACGAGUCCGAUUUCGCGUGCUUCCAUUUCGAAUAACCCCAAUUCUCCUCUCAGUGGCAGAGGGAACAGAGCCUCUAGUGGUGGAAACCGCCGAUCUAGUGGUGGCAAGUUCGUUUCAAUGUCGAAAGAUGAGGCAGUUGAAGAAAGUAACUCUGAGUUUGUUACUUACACUGUUCAUAUUCCUCCAACCCCAGAUCAUCAGUCCAUUUCUGAUUCUCAGACAAGCCUCCCUGAGGACAAUGCAAAUAUGGGGAAGUCGCAAAGGAGCUUCAUUUCUGGUACUAUUUUCACUGGGGGUUUCAAUUCGGUGACUCGUGGCCAUGUGAUUGAGUCGCUGGCGAAUCCAACUGAGCAAAUGAAAUUAGGGCUUGUUUGUGGGAUGAAGGGAUGUGAUGAGGCAUUGGAAGGGAAGACGAUGGUUCCUUGUGAUUGUGGGUUUAGUAUUUGUAGGGAUUGUUAUUUGGAGUGUGUUGGAAAUGGCGGUGGCCGUUGUCCUGGCUGUAAAGAGGGUUACACAAGUGUUAGUGAUGAUGAAGCAGAGGACCAAGCUUUGCCAUUGCCUUCAAUGGCGGAUGCCAAGCUUGACAAAAGGCUGUCUUUGGUGAAAUCAUUCAAAGCUCAAAAUCACCCACCGGACUUCGAUCAUGCCCGAUGGCUUUUUGAGACCAAGGGGACAUAUGGCUAUGGAAAUGCAGUGUGGCCAAAGGACGGCUAUGGGUUUGGUUCAGGAGCAAAUGGUUUCGACCAUCCACCUGACUUCGGGGAGAAAAGUCGACGGCCUUUAACCCGGAAAGUCUCUGUUUCUGCUGCUAUUCUCAGUCCAUACAGACUGCUUAUUAUAAUUCGUCUAGUGGCACUUGGUUUCUUUUUAACAUGGAGAGUUAGACAUCCAAAUCAUGAAGCACUGUGGCUGUGGGGAAUGUCUAUUACUUGUGAGCUUUGGUUUGGAUUAUCAUGGCUAUUAGAUCAACUUCCUAAGCUCUGUCCAGUAAAUAGAGCCACUGACCUCUCCGUUCUCAAAGACCGAUUCGAGUCGCCAAAUCUUCGAAACCCCAAGGGUCGAUCUGAUCUCCCAGGAAUUGAUGUGUUUGUCUCAACAGCGGAUCCUGAGAAAGAACCUCCGCUUGUGACAGCCAACACCAUCCUCUCAAUCCUUGCAGUGGAUUACCCCGUGGAGAAAUUAGCUUGUUACUUAUCAGAUGAUGGUGGUUCUCUCUUGACAUUUGAAGCACUUGCUGAGACAGCCAGCUUUGCUAGAAUAUGGGUUCCAUUCUGUCGAAAGCACGGCAUCGAACCAAGAAAUCCAGAGGCCUAUUUUGGACAGAAGCGUGACUUUCUUAAGAACAAAGUGAGACUUGACUUCGUUAGAGAGAGGAGAAAGGUGAAGAGAGAGUACGACGAAUUUAAGGUAAGGAUUAAUUCAUUGCCGGAGUCUAUAAGGAGAAGGUCAGAUGCUUACAAUGCCCACGAAGAAGUCAGAGCCAAAAUGAAACAAAGGGAAAUGGGGGGCAAUCCUUCAGAGGAAAUCAAGAUCUCAAAGGCAACUUGGAUGUCAGAUGGCUCUUACUGGCCUGGAACUUGGGUUUUAGGUGAAGCCGAUCACUCUAGAGGGGAUCAUGCUGGUAUUAUUCAGGCUAUGCUAGCUCCUUCUAAUACAGAACCUGUUUAUGGUUCAAUCGCAGAUGGGAAGAAUUUGAUUGACACAACAGAUGUGGACAUCAGGUUGCCAAUGCUAGUUUAUGUGUCUCGUGAGAAGCGGCCGGGGUAUGAUCACAACAAGAAAGCCGGAGCAAUGAAUGCUCUUGUUCGAACAAGUGCAAUCAUGUCAAAUGGACCCUUCAUUCUCAAUCUUGACUGUGACCACUAUAUAUACAACUCCUUGGCUUUGAGGGAGGGGAUGUGUUUUAUGCUUGACAGAGGCGGUGAUCGGAUUUGUUAUGUUCAGUUUCCGCAGAGAUUCGAGGGUAUUGACCCAAACGAUCGGUAUGCAAAUCAUAACACUGUAUUUUUUGAUGUGAGCAUGAGGGCUCUUGAUGGGUUGCAGGGGCCUAUGUAUGUGGGGACUGGCUGUAUUUUCAGGAGGACAGCUCUAUAUGGAUUUAGUCCUCCAAGAGCUACAGAGCAUCAUGGCUGGUUUGGUACUCAAAAAACUAAGUUGUUACUAAGAAAAUCGAGGGUAUCAAAGAAGGAAGAUGAUGAGAUGGCGGUUCCAAUCAACCAGCGUGGUCAAAAUUGUGAUGAUGACGAUGCGGACAUUGAGUCCUUGCUUUUGCCAAAGAGAUUUGGAAAUUCUACUUCUCUGGCUGCAUCAAUUCCGGUUGCAGAGUUCCAAGGAAGAUUGCUUCAAGAAUUGCAAACGAAGGGUAAUCAAGGUCGACCGGCUGGUUCUCUUGCUGUGCCCCGGGAACCUUUAGAUGCCGCCACUGUUGCUGAGGCCAUUAGUGUUAUUUCCUGCUUCUAUGAAGACAAGACAGAGUGGGGCAAAAGAGUUGGAUGGAUCUAUGGUUCUGUAACAGAGGACGUGGUAACUGGAUACAGAAUGCAUAACAGAGGUUGGAGAUCAGUUUACUGUGUUACUAAGCGUGAUGCUUUUCGAGGCACAGCACCAAUCAACCUAACUGAUAGGCUUCACCAAGUACUCCGAUGGGCGACGGGGUCGGUUGAGAUAUUUUUCUCAAGGAACAAUGCCUUGUUUGCAACACGUAGAAUGAAGUUCUUGCAAAGAGUAGCAUACUUCAAUGUUGGGAUGUAUCCCUUCACAUCUUUCUUCCUCCUUGUCUAUUGCUUCUUGCCUGCCGUUUCUCUAUUUUCAGGACAAUUCAUAGUCCAAUCCCUAAGUGUAACAUUCCUAAUCUUCCUACUUGCCAUCACCAUCACGUUAUGCUUACUCGCCAUCCUUGAGAUCAAGUGGUCAGGCAUUACCAUCCACGAUUGGUGGCGCAAUGAGCAAUUCUGGUUGAUUGGAGGAACAAGUGCCCACCCGGCUGCCGUGCUACAAGGCCUGUUGAAGGUCAUUGCUGGAGUAGACAUCUCAUUCACAUUGACGUCCAAAUCAGCCACACCAGAGGACGGGGACGACGAAUUCGCGGACCUAUACGUGGUGAAAUGGAGCUUUCUGAUGAUCCCUCCCAUCACAAUCAUGCUGGUGAACAUGAUUGCGAUUGCAGUAGGAGUUGCUAGGACAUUGUACAGUCCAUUUCCAGAAUGGAGCAAGCUUGUGGGAGGGGUGUUCUUCAGCUUCUGGGUUUUGUGCCAUCUCUACCCCUUCGCUAAAGGGCUGAUGGGACGUCGUGGCCGAGUCCCAACAAUAGUCUUUGUUUGGUCCGGACUUCUAUCAAUCAUAAUUUCGUUGCUGUGGGUCUACAUUAGUCCUCCUCCUGGAGUACAGGAUCAUAUGAAGUUUCAAUUCCCUUGAUGAGAUUGAAUUUGGAAAAUGGUAAUCUCCUCAAUUUCCUGUUGUUAUUGUGGGGAAGUAGUAGUAUAUAAUAUAGGUAGUAAGAAGUAAGUAUAGGCAUUAGGCAUUGCAUUGCUUAUUGUUUCAUUACGUUGAUGGAUGGAUUUCAUUCAUGUUUUUGUGUUGGUAACAACUUAGAUUGGAUUCUGUGUAUGCCCCCAACAUCUCAUUCUUCUUUAUUACUCUUUUCAUCUAAGUGUACCUAAACUCAGAAUCUUAGUUAGUUCUCAAUUCUCUCAAAACGUUGCCAUUGCUCAUGCAAAUGAACUAUAUAUUUUUCUA
Molecule: messenger RNA, 3831 nt
Organism: Cucumis sativus (cucumber)
Lineage: Eukaryota; Viridiplantae; Streptophyta; Magnoliopsida; Cucurbitales; Cucurbitaceae
Product: cellulose synthase-like protein D5
Exons: 3
Coding region: 1-3510 (1169 amino acids)
Biological process (GO): plant-type primary cell wall biogenesis; cellulose biosynthetic process
Cellular component (GO): trans-Golgi network; plasma membrane
Molecular function (GO): cellulose synthase (UDP-forming) activity; mannan synthase activity
Source: RefSeq, a predicted model, not a curated record